AUGGGCGCAUCCUCGUCCGUGCGUCUAUUUUCAUCGACCGCAGCGGAGGAAGACUUCUUUGCCACCGAAGUGAGCUCGUUCGAGUCCAUGGGAAUCCAAUCUCCCAUUUUACUAGAGAGACUGCAAAAGGCUGGGUUGGAGAAACCUACUCAAGUCCAAGCCAGUUCCUUUUCCGCCCUACGAGAAGGCACCAAGGGGGUUACCAUUGGUGCGGAAACUGGAUCGGGCAAGACUCUGAGUUAUUUGUUGCCACUAUUGGACGAUAUUUUACAACAAAAGCAAAAGAUUGCCAACGGCGAAGAGGCGGCCCUCCAGUACGAUUAUGCCCGUGCUUUGAUCCUCGUGCCCAACAAGGAAUUGGUGCAACAGGUCGUUCGCAUGGCAGUUCCAUUGUGCGGUGAUAGUGAAAGUGAUGUCUUGAUUAACUCUUCAGUAUCAAGCAGCAGCAGUAGCAGCAGCAGUAUUGCCGAUCCUGCCACAACGGUUCGAAUCGCAAUCAUGCCUGGUGGACUCGCAGAACCCCUCGACUUUCGGCCCUUUCGAGAAACCAAAGCCUUGGGUGGAACUGAACCUCCCAUUGAUUUGAUCAUUUCGACGCCGGCAGCAGUGGGGCCUUUGGGACCAUCACCCAAACAUAUUGAAAUGUUUGCUGACAUUCAGACUUUGAUCAUUGAUGAAGCGGACAUGUUGCUAGAUGGAGGUUACAUUCGACAACUGGAGAAUGUCUUGCUUGGAUUCAAGCGGGCAGAUCGCUUGGACCCAGCCUACGGAGCUGCCAAGACCCAGCACGUCUUUUGUGCUGCCACUCUACCAGAUAUGGGGCUUCGCAGCGUAGAUGCUUAUCUUCAAAAGAAAUUCCCAUACUCGGAACAGAUUCAAAUGGAGGGAAUGCACAAUGCUAAGCACUAUGGACUUGCCCAAUCUACUGUGUGGAAAGAAAUUGAAACCAAGAAGGAAAGAAUGGAACUACUGCAAGAAAUGUUGCAGAUAACACCGGAAGAAGGUGGACUGAAAGGAGAAAAACUAAUGCUCUUUGUAAACAGUGUUGAUGAUGUGGAAGGGGCCCAUGGAGCGCUCGAGCGGGCUGGUGUUUCUUCGGUUCCUUUCCAUGCCAAGAUCAAGCUUGGAGAACGAUCCACAAACUUGGACCGCUUCCGCCGAUACAACAAAGACGAACCAGAUGCGGAGGAUACUGUUCCCGUUCUAGUCUGUACUGACUUGGCAAGCCGUGGUCUCGAUGUCCCAGGUGUCAAUGUGGUUGUGCAGCUUCAGUUUGCAGGCAAUGUCGUUUCCCAUUUGCAUCGCAUGGGUCGAUGUGGAAGAGCAGGACAGCGGACUGGACGAGGCAUUGUGUUUUACAACUCUGUGGAAGCCGAGCUGGUAGAAGUAUUGAUCCAGGCAGAGGAGCAGCAAGAACGAAUGGUACUAGAAGGUGAUGUCAUGGACACCCCGGAUGAUGAAGAAGACGAAGAGGGAGAAGGGAAAACUAGGGGCAAAGUAAAGAAGGCGUUUUCAAGGAAACGAGGCUUUACCAAAAAGAAAAAGAAAGAAAGGCGAGAAGCUCGCUCCGAACAUGAAGCUUAG
Messenger RNA from Cylindrotheca closterium, 1584 nucleotides. Lineage: Eukaryota; Bacillariophyta; Bacillariophyceae; Bacillariales; Bacillariaceae. The record is from the annotation of a GenBank genome assembly.